Messenger RNA from Salarias fasciatus (jewelled blenny), 7558 nucleotides. RefSeq names its product low-density lipoprotein receptor-related protein 4-like. The record is from RefSeq and is a predicted model, not a curated record. Gene Ontology annotation, molecular function: calcium ion binding; protein binding. Lineage: Eukaryota; Metazoa; Chordata; Actinopteri; Blenniiformes; Blenniidae.
AUGCAACUGGAUGUUACCCAGCUCUCUAAUAAUCAUGAUGUGUGUGUGUGUCUGCGCACAGCUUCUCAUCAGCCCUGCAGAUCGGUUGAGUUCAUGUGCAGCAGCGGGAUGUGCAUCAACGCCGGGUGGAGGUGUGACGGCGAGUUCGACUGCGACGACCAAUCGGAUGAGAAGAACUGCACCACGUCCAUGUGCACGGCUGACCAGUUCCGCUGUGGCACGGGACGCUGCGUCCGGUUGUCAUGGAGAUGCGACGGCGAGGACGACUGCUCCGACCGCAGCGACGAAGAGGGCUGUGAGAAAACCGAGAGCCCGCCGUGUGCUCCCGACCAGUUCCAGUGUGGGAACGGGCGCUGCAUCGGCCAGAGGAAGGUCUGCAACGAGGUUAAUGACUGCGGCGAUGGGACUGACGAACACCCGCAUCAUGACUGCCGGCCGCGCUCCAGCGAGGGCAACUGUAACCAGAAUAACGGAGGCUGCUCCCAGAAGUGUCAGAUGGCGCGAGGACUGGUCCAGUGCACCUGUCACACCGGAUACCGGCUGAUGGACGACGGCAAGACCUGCCAGGAUGUGGACGAGUGUGCCGACGAAGGCUACUGCAGCCAGGGCUGUACCAACACGGAGGGGGGCUUCCAGUGCUGGUGCGUCCAGGGCUACGAGCUCCGGCCGGACAAGCGCAGCUGCAAAGCUCUCGGUCCAGAGCCAGUGCUGCUCUUCGCCAACCGCAUCGACAUCCGCCAGGUCUUACCGCAUCGCUCCGAAUACACGCUGCUGCUCAACAACCUGGAGAACGCCAUCGCCCUGGACUUCCACCACAGCCUGGAGCUGGUCUUCUGGUCCGACGUGACGCUGGACCGCAUCAUGAAGGCCAACCUGAACGGCUCCAACGUGGAGGAGGUGGUGUCCACCGGCCUGGAGAGCCCCGGUGGACUGGCCAUAGACUGGAUCCAUGACAAGCUGUACUGGACGGAUUCGGGGACGUCCCGGAUCGAGGUGGCCAACCUGGACGGGACGCACCGCAAGGUGCUGCUGUGGCAGAACAUGGAGAAGCCCAGAGCCAUCGCGCUGCACCCCAUCGAGGGGAAGAUCUACUGGACCGACUGGGGCAACACGCCUCGCAUCGAGUACGCCAACAUGGACGGCUCCAACAGGCGCGUCAUCGCCGACACGCACCUCUUCUGGCCCAACGGCCUCACCAUCGACUACGCCGGCCGCCGCAUGUACUGGGUGGACGCCAAGCACCACGUGAUCGAGAGAGCCGACCUGGACGGGCGCAACCGCAAGGCCGUCAUCAGCCAAGGUCUCCCCCAUCCGUUUGCCAUCACCGUGUUUGAGGACAGCCUCUACUGGACCGACUGGCACACCAAGAGCAUCAACAGCGCCAACAAGUUCACCGGCAAGAACCAGGAGAUCAUCCGCAACAAGCUGCACUUCCCCAUGGACAUCCACACCCUUCACCCCCAGAGACAGCCUGCAGGCGGCAGGAACCGCUGUGGCAGCAACAACGGAGGCUGCAGCCACUUGUGCCUCCCCAGCAACAAGACGUACACCUGCGCCUGUCCCACCGGCUUCAAGAAGGUCGACCACCACAACUGUGCCAACGGUCUUGACAAGUUCCUGCUUUUUGCCCGAAGGACGGACAUCCGACGAAUCAGCUUCGAUACCGAGGACAUGUCCGACGACGUCAUCCCUCUGGCCGACGUGCGCAACGCCGUGGCGCUGGACUGGCACGACAAAGACGGCUACAUCUACUGGACGGACGUCACCACCGACUCCAUCAACAGAGCACUGUGGAACGGCAGCAAACAGGAGGUGGUGGUGGACACCAGUCUGGAGAGCCCAGCAGGCUUGGCCAUUGACUGGGUGACAAACAAACUCUACUGGACUGAUGCAGGUACGGAUCGCAUUGAGGUUUCCAAUGCGGACGGCAGCAUGAGGACGGUCCUCAUCUGGGAGAACCUGGAUCGGCCCAGAGACAUCGUUGUGGAUCCAAUCGGAGGCCUGAUGUACUGGACCGACUGGGGAGCCAACCCCAAGAUCGAGCGUGCAGGAAUGGACGCCUCCAGCCGCAUUGUGAUCAUCUCGUCCAACCUCACCUGGCCCAACGGGCUCGCCAUCGAUUACGAAACCAGCCGUCUGUACUGGGCCGAUGCAGGAAUGAAGACAAUUGAGUUUGGCAACUUUGAUGGAUCUGAUCGACAGGUGUUGAUCGGGACUCAGCUGCCACACCCCUUCGGUCUGACGGUGCACAAAGACAAGCUGUACUGGACCGACUGGCAGUCCAAGAGCAUCCAGAGUGCAGACAAGCGCACCGGCCUGGGCCGACACACUCUGGCUGAGAACCUGGAGAACCUCAUGGACAUUCAUAUGUUCCACAGACACCGCCAGACAGUGCAUAACCCCUGCUCGGUGAAUAAUGGGGGCUGCAGCCACCUCUGUCUCCUGGCGCCCGCUCCCAAAGCCUCCAGCUGUGCCUGUCCCACGGGGAUCAACCUGCUGGCGGACGGAAAGACCUGCACACCUGGAAUGAGCAGCUUCCUGAUCUUUGCGCGGAGGACGGACAUCCGCAUGGUUUCUCUGGACAUCCCGUACUUCGCUGACGUGGUUUUAGCCGUCCAACAGCUCAUGAAGAACACCAUCGCCAUCGGCGUCGAUCCCAAAGGAGGAAAAGUCUACUGGUCUGACAGCACGCUGAAGAAGAUCAGCCGAUCCAACAUUAACGGGACGGCGCACGAAGAGAUCAUAUCCACCGGUGAGAAGCUGAUGACCACCGGCUUGGCGGUGGACGCCGUCGGCAGGAAGAUCUACUGGACCGACACGGGAACGAACCGCAUCGAGGUGGCCAACCUGGACGGCUCCAUGAGGAAAGUCCUGGUCUGGCAGAACCUGGACAGCCCUCGAGCCAUCGCCCUGUACCACGAGAUGGGCUACAUGUACUGGACGGACUGGGGGGAACACGCCAAGCUGGAGCGCUCUGCGAUGGACGGGUCCGACCGGGUGGUCCUCAUCAGUAACAACCUGGGCUGGCCCAACGGCCUCGCCAUCGACAUGGCCGGAUCACAGUUACUGUGGGCGGACGCUCACACCGAGCGUAUCGAGGCGGCCGACCUGAACGGACAGAAUCGUCACACCCUGGUGACUCCGGUCCAGCACCCCUACGGUUUGACCCUGCUGGGCUCCCAUAUCUACUGGACCGACUGGCAGAGCCGCAGCAUCCAGCGAGCGGACAAGAACACCGGAGCCAACACCAUCACGGUGCGAUCCAACCUGCCCGGCCUGAUGGACAUCCAGGCCGUGGACCGCGAGCGGCCGCUGGGUUUCAAUAAGUGUGGGAGGAGGAACGGCGGCUGCACCCACCUCUGCCUGCCGCGGCCCAACGGCACCUCCUGCGCCUGCCCCACCGGCAUCCUGCUCAAAGGGGACGGCCGGUCCUGCGACGACUCCCCGGAGACCUACCUGCUCUUCUCCAACCGGAUCAGCGUGCGCAGGAUCUCGCUGGACACCAACGACCACACCGACGUGCACGUGCCCGUGCCCGAGCUGCACAACGUCAUCUCUCUGGACUACGACAGCGUGGACGGGAAGCUCUACUACACCGACGUGACCCUGGACGUCAUCAGGCGCGCCGACCUGGACGGCAGCAACAUGGAGACGGUGAUCAGCCAGGGUCUGAAGACCACCGACGGUUUAGCGGUGGACUGGGUGGCCAGGAACAUGUACUGGACCGACACCGGCCGCAACACCAUCGAGGUGGCCCGUCUGGACGGAACCAGCCGGAAGGUCCUGGUCAACAACAGCCUGGACGAGCCGCGAGCCAUCGCAGUGUUUCCAAGCAAAGGCUUCCUCUUCUGGACCGACUGGGGUCACAUCGCUAAGAUCGAGCGGUCUCACCUGGACGGCUCGGACCGAAAGGUCCUGAUCAACACCGACCUGGGCUGGCCCAACGGCCUCACGCUGGACUACGACACCCGGAGGAUCUUCUGGGUGGACGCCCACCUGGACCGCAUCGAGAGCUCGGACCUGAACGGGAAGCUGCGCCAGAUCCUCGUCAGCCCGGUCUCUCACCCGUUUGCCCUGACACAGUUGAAGCCGGUGUCCUCCCCUCUAACUCCUUUCUCCCGACUCUCGCAGCAAGACCGCUGGAUCUACUGGACGGACUGGCAGACUAAGUCCAUCCAGCGGGUGGACAAACACACCGGCCGCAGCAAGGAAACUGUGCUGGCCAAUGUGGAGGGCCUCAUGGACAUUAUAGUGGUAUCCCCUCACAGACAGACAGGUACCAACCUCUGUGGGAUCAAUAACGGCGGGUGCACUCACCUGUGCUUUGCGAAGACCAACAGUUUUGUGUGCGCCUGUCCGGAUGAACCAGACGGGCGACCCUGCUCCACAAUUUCAGGCUACGUCCCCACCUCGCCGGCCAGAGGAACCGUCAGCACGCCCGUCCCAAACAAGACCCCCAAAUCAGCAACGGACGCUCCACACAGAGGACCCUCCAUGGUCAAUUGCACCGACAAGAACCUGAAUGUGGAAGGCUGCUUGAACACAGUGGUGACGGCUCCUCACGGAGAGGGACUUCACAUCAGCUAUGUGAUCGGUGGAGUUCUGACUGUUUUGGCAAUUCUGAUCCUCAUUGCUGCCUUUAUUAUCUACAGGCAUAAGAAGUCAAAGUUCGCUGACCCAGGCGUGAGCAAUCUGACCUACAGUAACCCCUCCUACCGGACCUCCACGCAGGAGGUCAAGAUCGAGGCGUCGCAGAAGCCUCCGAUAUACAACCAGCUGCGGUAUAAAAAAGAGGGGGUGGUGGACGGAGGCUACACCAAGGAGAAGAUCCGUAUCGUGGAGGGCGUUUGUCUCCUGUCCAACGACGAGCUUUACUGGGACGACCUCAAACAGAUCAAGCCGUCCCGAGGCGGCCUGCACACCUGCAUGCGCACCGACACCGUGUCCCUGCAGGCCAGCAGCGCCUCGCUAGACGACGGCGAGACGGAGCAGCUCCUCCAGGAGGAGGCGUCGGAGUGCUCCUCCAUAACCACCCUGACCCCGUCGGCCAUCACCCCGCAGCGCCACGCCCAGCACAGCCUGCCCGACACCGGCUGGGCCUCCAUACGCAAGCCCUCCACCGAGAGCGAAGUGUGAGGGAGCCCCCACCCCUCUGAGCGCCAUCUCAACCAUCUCUCACACACACACGCACACACGCACACGCACACACACACACACACACACACACACACACACAUGCUGUACGUUAAACCGGUACGAAUACAUACAGAUGAAUAGGUAGCUGCAUAUGUAAACUAACGGUACAUACGGACCUGGGUAGACACAGUGAAGCUCUAUAAACCCCUCUCCUGUCUUUGAAACUGGGGCUCCGUCCUACUUGUACACACAUACACAUAUAUACACACACACACCCACACACACACACACAGUGCUGCUCUCCAGCAGCACCCUCAGUGCUUCAGCUUCCGGGCUUCAUGAUAAACUAAGGAGCAUGAUGCUGGAAGAGGAAUGGAAAGGACUCUGGGGACGAAGCCACGAGAGAAACGAGCGUUAUCUGGAGCCUUCUCUAUUUUUUUUUUCUUUUCUUUUUUUGUAAAGUGUGCAGACUCUCGGCACCUGUCUGUGUGCAGCUUCAACUUUACUCUGUGUGAACUUCUCCUUCUGGAACCCGACAUACCCCCCCGGACGAUGUAACCACAAGGCUCUCGCUAAUGCCACUCAUGUCUUUAUGAACUCUAUUUAUAAACUUUUUUUUUUUUUUUUUUUUUACUUGUAGAGUGGGUUUGCUGACUUUCAGAGAAUGAUGAUGAUGAGUGUUAAGUGUGAAGUGUUUUGCAGCAGGACCCAGUUUAUCCAAGAGUUGUAUUUAUGACAGUGCCAAAGGGCGGGGCUUCACAGUCUCUAUGCUUCUUUCUCUUUCCACACUUCAGCAGAGAUUCAGUCGACCUCUUGGGUGUUUGUUUUCCUCCACUUCACCAGGACUCUGCAGUGAAGCGCUCCCCAGCACACAAACAGCACUGCACAGGUCUCAUUUUAUAGCGCCCAACACGGCAAAAUUACUGUAGUUUUAUUAACUUUCUGCAGGAGUUUCCCGAAAGAAGCGUCGGGAUGAUAAAGAUGGGACAAAGCAGAAGAAGCCACGAUGAAGUAAAAAGCCGAAGUGCCAAACAUUUCAUUGUUUUUCAACUUCUAUAUUUAUUUUCCUCUGAGGUUUUAAAAUAUACAAGGUGUUUUCUGCCUCCUCUGCCGUUUACCAUGCAGAUAACGCUGGUUUUAUUUUUCCAAGAUAUCAGAUGUCUCUGUUUCUUAUUUCUUUGGAAAGACGGUUAUUGUUUUUUCUGUUCCUCGCCUUUACUGCAAGUCACUGCAGCCUCCAGUGUGAAUUCGGGUUGUUUUUAUAAACACUUAAGACAUCGCCACAAGUAAAGGGAGCAACGGAUGAAAUUGAAUUUUAACACAUUUACUUCCAAACUGCUACAAACAGAAAUAAGAUAAAUUUCUCAGGAAGUUGUAAUAAAUAGAUGGAUUUUUUUUUUUUUUAAUUAUUCACACAAGUUUCCCAGAUCGGAGACAAUUUUGAAAUCUUGGCACGUAGGACUCGUCGUAUCUGCUUGGCCAAACGCUGCUGGAGGUAAUGGAGAACCCUUUUCUUUCUGGGGUCGUCUGAGUCCCGUAGAGAUGCUCUCACAGUAAUAGUUCAGUACGGCUAAUGGGUAACUUAGAAACACUGUGCAUGUCUGUCCUCAUCCACUCAGAAAUAUAUCACUGACAUCUUAAAAUACAAGUUUAACUCAAGAUUUUAUGAACUUUAGAGAACAGUUCUGUCUGUGGAAACAUGGGACAUGGAAAUACUAUAUUGCUAUAUAGAUAAGAUAUAUGUUAGAGGUUUUAGGUCCUUGUAUUUUGAAGUAUCUGCUACAAAGCUCAGCUCCUCGCUGAUUUGCUGCUAGACGAAGCACUGAGGCCAAUGAAAGAGGGUCUUGGCAGCUACGGAACUCCGGUGUCUGGCGGGCGGCGGUGGGAGUGCCGGCCUGCGGAGCGUCACAGUGUCCCAUCCUCCCGGCUCACAGUCCCUCCAAACUCUGCUGCAGGAACGCUCAAACUGUACAGAAGCAAACAUUUCUGUUAAUAUUGCAUUGAUUGAGUUGUAUAGUCUUUUUGUACAAAGGGAUUCCAUGACCUUUUUUUUUUUUUUUUUAGGCUUGUAUUAAUUUUACUCACUGGAGAAAACCUUUAAACCUAUGUUUUUUUUUUGUUUUGUUUUUUGCUGGGUUAUUUUAACCACUGUGUUUCCAAGCCUUGUAAAUGAUAGGGAAGAUGCCAGUUAUUUAAUAGUGCUCUUUUAUCUUAUGAAAUACUGGUUCCAUAUAGCUGUUGUAAAGUUAACAAAAAGAGGUAUUUAUGAUUUUUUUUCUUUGUUUGAUUGUCACUUGAUGUGUAAAUAUGAAAAGACUGUAUAUGUAUUUCCAUGGCAGUACUAACAAGCUGUGUUGUGUGAUAUAGUGAAUUAUCCCUUUGCUAUCUUUUAAUAUAAAAUUGCAUUUGCAUUUCAAUGAAA